This is a messenger RNA of Silurus meridionalis, 2258 nucleotides long. RefSeq names its product thyroid hormone receptor interactor 6 (gene trip6). The record is from RefSeq and is a predicted model, not a curated record. NCBI's taxonomy places the organism in Eukaryota, Metazoa, Chordata, Actinopteri, Siluriformes, Siluridae. Gene Ontology annotation, biological process: positive regulation of non-canonical NF-kappaB signal transduction.
GUGCCAUCUGUCAUAUUCCAAUACGGGAUACUGACUGCAUGGCGCAGCUCGCGCGCCCCUCACCGAACUGACGUCACGGGCUUAGAAGGUCGCCACGGGCCCCGGUAUCCACGGGGGAGAGGGUCUGAGUCUUGGUGGGAUGAAGUCGGUGUACAAACUGCUCAAAAACUCGUCAACUUGACCCACGCAACACGUCGAAUGCACGGCGAAGAAACUGGAAGCCCACUAUGUCCAGUUCUUCCUGGGUGCCUUCGAGAACUCUGAGUAGCCCUGAAAUAUCUGCAGCACAGAUGUCACACUCUGGACCUGCUUUCUACAGACCUCCCAAAAAAGGUCCACCUGACCAGAGAGCCAAAUAUGGUGGGUAUGACCAAAAUGGACCAGCGGGUGGAAAUAGUGUACCUUCAAGGUACAUGGCCACUGGACCCUCAGGGGGAAGCAUGCAUCACCAGCAUCAAGACGGUUAUUCAGGGCCUCCGUCCUAUAACCCACUUUCUCCAAAAGGGGAACACUAUUAUCCCCCAGGGCCUGGACCCACAGAUGAUCAUCUCUUCUGGAGCACACACAUGAAAAGCUAUGAUCAACACACACGUGGGUCUGAUCAACACCUCUCUAGUAUUGAUGCAGAGAUAGAUUCCCUUACAUGCAUGCUGGCUGACAUGGAUAGCCAUUCUCAGAACACAAGCACACAGCUAUACGACAAUGUGCCUUACAACAAGCAUCUCUACAGCGAUCGCUACAAACUCAAUCAGACAGGUGCUCCGUCCCAGAACAGACCAUCCAUGGGUUACCCUCCACAUCCUCAAAGCCAGUACCAUCCUUCUCCACCUUAUGUGUCCACCCCAAAGCCUGAACACUCCUAUCCAUCCCCAUCAUCGUCUGCCCAUAUACCAUACCCCCAACCAGUGCCAGCCUCCUACACCACUGCCUCCACUCCAAGUGGGCCACGCUUUACUGUGCAGGUCAAAACUGCCCAGCCUGUGACUUAUUCUCAGAGCGGGAGACAGGCAGAGCAGGCCUACACCCCACCACCUCCUCGCCAGCAUGCUACUUGCCCUGCCCCACAGGAUCGCCCACAUUACACAGAUGUCCCAGGACAAGGACAGGGCUGGUACCCACCACCCCCUCCACCAACCCAGCAGGCCCAUGGUGAUCCAGCAGCUUAUAAGGCAAGUUCUGGUAGUGUUCAGGUGCCAAGCAGGGUACAGGGACCACCAGGAAAGAAAGGACAAGAGCAGAGUUUCCAGUCUAGUAAGGGAAUAGUGCCAAGAGCAGAGGAGGAGUUGGAUCGUCUCACUAAGAAGUUGGUGUAUGACAUGAAUCAUCCUCCCACAGAGGAAUACUUUGGCCGGUGUGCCAGGUGUGGAGACAAUGUUCUCGGUGAUGGGAGUGGUUGUAUCGCUAUGGAGCAGGUUUUCCAUGUGGACUGUUUCACAUGUAUUACCUGUCAUGCCCAACUUAGAGGCAAGCCGUUCUAUGCACUGGACAAAAAGAGCUACUGUGAGAGCUGUUACAUUAGCACAUUGGAGCGCUGCUCAAAGUGUUCAAAACCGAUCCUGGAUCGGAUUUUGCGGGCAAUGGGUAAAGCGUAUCACCCACGCUGUUUCAGCUGCGUAGUUUGUGGCUGCUGCCUUGACGGUGUUCCCUUCACCGUGGAUGCCACUUCACAGAUUCACUGCAUUGAGGACUUCCACAGGAAGUUUGCCCCAAGAUGCUCUGUGUGUGGGGAGCCAAUAAUGCCUGAGCCAGGUCAGGAGGAGACAGUGAGAAUUGUGGCUCUAGAUCGCAGUUUCCAUGUCAACUGCUAUAUUUGUGAGGAGUGUGGUUUGCUCCUCUCAUCUGAAGGAGAGGGUCGGGGCUGCUAUCCUCUGGACGGUCACAUUUUGUGCAAGAGCUGUAGUGCCCGACGAAUCCAGGACCUCUCUGCCAAAAUCUCCACCGACUGCUAACAACAGCUAUCUGUUAUGUUUCAAUGCUUUUUAUUUUUUGAGUGAUAUUCAAAGAAAAGCUCAAAGUAGGGAUAGCCCCCUCCCCCCUUCCAUCCCCCCCUUUCAUCCCCCCUUUCAUAUUAGCAGACAUCUAGGUAAUGAAAUAAUUUCACAUGCAUUAUAGCUGAAUUCUACAAACUCAGGGUCUAUAUUGAAACAGAGCCGUAAAAUAUGAAUGAAGUCUUGCAUAGGCCACUUUAGAGGUCAAGUAAUAUUCUUAACUAAAAUAAACACGUUGGUUAAAAAGAUUAAAAUGCUUAUGAGUAUAAA